UUUCUUUCAACAUAUAAUAUUUUUUAAAAAUCAAGUGGCUCUAUUAUAAGGAGAAAAAAGUAGGCGUUCUCUCAGACGACCACUUGUAAGCGUGGCUCAUGACACCGGUUUUUUUUUUAAUUUCGAAAGAUAGGAUUGAUUUUAAGCCGGUGUCGUUGUAUUAAACAACCACGGAUAUCCAAUGUGGGAGGGAUCUCUAAGAUCUCUGGGAGGUCAUCUUAUCUUGUGGGUACAGCUUACCGUAUGUGUCCCGCUUUUAUUCUGGGAAAGGAAGGGGGGAACAGCCUGUGAUCGAAGGCUGUACCCUUUCCAGGAAACUGAAGACACUCGUCUUAUAUUAUUACAAAGAAUGGUGGACAAUCUACGAAGUCGAGUUUUUGCUCAAAAAGUGUUUGUCUCAGCUUCAUCCAAGGCUUCAGAUCCUUUACACGAACGAGAUCUCCACAAUCAUUUUAAUUAUAACAAGCUCAACAACGUUGAUGGAAACAUACAAGAUUUCCUUGAGUACAUAUACUCCUCCGACAAAAAACUAUGCAUGGUAGCCACUGACUUCACUGGUAUAACAACCAGACCUACCAAUAUAGUCAAGCUACUAAAUACCAAUGCAUCCAUCAAGAAAGUGGCGAUCGAAACUUUCCAUACCUCAAAUGAUGUCUGGAUUUAUGAUUCAGAAAAAAUCAUAACUGACAAUAAUCUCUUGGAAAGAUUUAAUUCAAGAAAAAUCGAGUCUCCCAAAGCCUAUUUGAAAAUGGAAUAUUCAAAAAAAAAACAGCAUAUGUCUGUAUAUUACAAAAAAUUAAAAAAUAAAAAGAAUAAAAUUAUAAAAACAUAAAACGAUCUUUAACGAUUCUACCUGAAUCAAAUAUAAUAAGACAAGGGCUCAAAAGAAGCUUUAUGGACGUUCUCACUUCCAACAUUUCAUAAUACAUAUUAUAAUUUUAGAGG
Molecule: messenger RNA, 945 nt
Organism: Mucor mucedo
Lineage: Eukaryota; Fungi; Mucoromycota; Mucoromycetes; Mucorales; Mucoraceae
Exons: 3
Coding region: 182-832 (216 amino acids)
Source: RefSeq, a predicted model, not a curated record